Molecule: messenger RNA, 2642 nt
Organism: Physella acuta
Lineage: Eukaryota; Metazoa; Mollusca; Gastropoda; Physidae
Product: toll-like receptor 3
Biological process (GO): signal transduction
Molecular function (GO): protein binding
Source: RefSeq, a predicted model, not a curated record
UGAGGAUUAAAAACCUGAUACAACUCACCCUUAAUUACUCGUGCUUAAUUGUUUUACUCCUAUGUUCGACAAACCGAGUUUUGUGCUUCAUAUUAUCAACAAGCAGAUCUCAUUCCAAUGAUGACUUUACGAGUCAGCAACCGAGUCACGCAGCUCCUAAAGUACCCAGCCACUCGCCAUGUUCGCAACGGGUGGAGAAUACAGGACUUACAAUUGACUGUCGUUCCUUACAGCUGACAGGUGUUUUACCUACCUGGUUUCCCCAGAAUACGAUGUCCAUUUUAUUAGAUAGCAACCAGUUGACCUCUGUACCCGCGACCUUUGACCACCUAAGUCAUCUUCGACGUCUCAGCUUGUCAUACAACAGCAUUACAGAUCUACAACCAGAUACUUUUUCAGGGCUAGGGCAGUUAGAAUAUCUAAAUCUCGAUUACAAUCCCUUAGAGAUACACCACAUGUCUAACGACACAUUCGCUUCUCUUGAAAAUCUGACUGAGUUGUCUAUGCUACAAGAUGUAAAACUGCCAAUUACACCCUACCCCAUUGAAGCGUUCUCAAGCAUUUUAAACUUGAAAUCAUUGACAGUAAGCGUUGAUUAUGAAUUACUCAAUUUCGGUGAAAAUUUCAGAAGUUUAAAGACAUUUUCUGAAUUAAAACUGAGAGGAAAUAUAAGAAAGGUAACAAAAGAUAGUUUUAUAAAUUUAAGAAAUCUCAAACUACUUGAUCUAAGCGUAAUUCGAACGAUAAAAGAAAUCGAUACUGGUGUUUUCCAACCACUGACAAAUUUAAACCAGCUUUAUAUCAGCGAUCUUCGAGUCCACCUUAAAGUAGUUCUUGCAAGUUUAAGUGGGCUAGUAGGCCAAUCCAUGGAUACCAUCGUCUUAGAUUAUGUUCGAUUUUUCGUCCAUGAUAGAUAUUCGGAUAUUCUUCAAGGUGACGGUAUCUUAAGCCGUAAACACACAAAAUAUUUGACACAGAUAUGUGUUGCUCAUGUCGCUUUAACUAAUUGUAAACUUUACAUCAUUCUAGACAAGGCUGUAACAAGUAAAACGUGGGAUCGUUGCCUGAAGAGCUUGGACCUUACAAAUAACCCUAUAAUGGGAACGAAAAUUGUCGUUUUACACUUGUUUAAGAUGAGUAACUUAGAGACGUUAAUCAUUCAUGACUACUCAAAACCACAGGCUGCUAAAAAUUCUCUGUUGAAAACUGAUUAUGGCAAUAUGUGCAGAACGUCUAACCCUACUCAAAACUACAACUUUAACUAUAAUCUAAACGAUAGUAGCUACAUGUUCACGUCUAAUAUUAGCAACGGGUAUAAGUUAUACAUUUCCAAGUCUCUUCGAUGUUUAAACUUUGGAAAUUUAAUCACGGAUUUUUCGAUUGAAUCGAAUGGAACGUUUGUAUACGCUGAUAAUCUCGUUUAUCUAGAUGUAUCGGAUGGCGGCGGGUCAAUGUUUACCCAUCACCUACACGGACUGACAAAUAUAAAAGCUCUUAUUCUAUCAGGCAGUGAACUUACUGUCAUCAACAGAACAUUCUUCGACACGAUGCCAAGUUUAGAGACACUGGACUUGUCAAGUUGUCAGCUCAUUGGUCAGUUUAUGGCAGAGUCUGGAGGAAGAUUGUUCCAGAAUCUUCAAUAUUUAAAGCAGCUUGAUCUGUCUUUUAAUCAACUGGCGUUUCUUAGCCCUGAAAUUUUCUCCAAAAAUGUCAAUCUCAAAGAGCUUUUUCUUGCAGGAAACAGGUUCAAGAAAAUUCCAUUUAGUUUGAAGAACACUCCUAGGCUGAGUGUCUUGGACAUGAGAUUUAAUGAAUUGACGAGACUUCCUGUCGAAAUAAGAAAUAAUUUGGACCAAAUUUUUAAAGAAAACAAGGAGUUCAGCUUUUAUUUAGAAGGAAAUGUUUUAUCUUGUGGAUGCCAUGACAUCCAAUUCUUACAGUGGAUACAGUUGACAGUUGUAAAUAUGGAUAUGUUCAGGAACUAUUCGUGCGUUGAUAACGAUGGAGUUUUAACAUACACGACAGCUCUUUCAGAUCUACAAAUUUACUGGCGUCAGUGUUGGGGAACAUUUUUCCUGUAUCUUUCUGUGAUCCUGUUUUGCUUGCUUAUCAUUGGAUUUGUGUUGUGUUUUUUUGUUACCAAGUACAAAACGUACAUCAUUUCUGGGCUGCUGAAUUUGUUUAGUGAAACCUUUCUAAAGAAACCUUCCAACUACGAGAUUGGUGUCUUCAUUGGUUAUGCUGAUAGAGAUUACCAGUUAGCUUGUCAUGACCUCAGGCAGUUUAUCGAGGCCACGCUGGGGUUAACGACCUUUAUUCGUGACCGUGACCUCUCACCUUCAACCGACCUGGCGUCUGGGAUUAUCGAUGCUAUAAAUAGAAGUUGGCGCGUGCUUCUGGUCGUGAACGAAACUUUUCUCUCGCAAGACGAUUGGUUCCUCUACACAUGCAGGUCAGCCAUAUCCAACCUGACGCCCGCUAAUCCUAAUCUUAUUGUGAUUAUGGUUGACAGCCAGUUACGUCAUCGUUUACCACGUGACAUCCUGGGGGCGGUGUCUGAGGAAAACAUCAUCGUCAUGAACGAGGGGAGGAGACUCAAGUAUGACGUCACGGAUAAGCUGAGAACUCGAUUACUAGCCUAA